AUGAAACAGCUUUUCUCAAAUUCAGAUUGCCAGAACAUGGACAGUGACGCGGCAAAGAUAGUCUGUCGCUUCAAAGAGUUCAGGCAAAAAGGAUUGUUCAUUGACUGCAUAUUUACUUCAUGGAAUAAACCAGAAGUCAAAGCACAUAGAAUCAUUUUAUCAAAAAACUCUACACUACUAAAACAUUACUUUGAAACAACACCAUAUAAUCCAUCGAAUAUCAAAUUGAAUAUACCAUUUAAUACACCAGAUCAUUCAUUUUCUAAAAUUGUUAAUUUUUUUUAUAACAAUACAAUAGAACUGACAAACGAUAACGUGAUUAUACUUCUUGCUCAUUCUAUUAUAUAUGGAAUUAAGCAUCUAGAAAAAAUAAUUAUGGAUCUAAUAUCCGAUUCAAUAAAUAAGACAUCUUCAGUAAAUUUCUUUAAGCAAGUAAUAUCAUUCACAAUAUCAGCCGAUUCCUAUUCCAAAUUUCCCGAUCUUGCCCAGAACUAUGAUAGAUUUAUCCGUCAAUUAGAUUUUUUGGCUAAAUACGUUGCAGAAAAUUAUGUUGACGACGAACUUUAUGAAGUAUUUAGCUGUGUCAAUCCAAGAUUGCUUUCGAUGAUUCUGAAGCAUUCUUCAAUUCCAGAUUCUAAAAAAGUCAAAAUCAUUAACGAUUUUGUCGCAAAUUUAGAACUCACCACCAACGAUAUGACCUAUCUUACAGACACAAUUCACUGGGAAAAUCCAGAUUCAUAUACAUAUUUAGUUAAAAAUAGUUGUGAAUGGCUUUUGCCUAAAGUUUCUCGCAAACUAUACUCGAUUAUUAUUACAAACCGCAGAAUCUCUGCCAACGCCUUCCAACAUAAGAUUGAUUCGAUCAGUGAUAUCGAUCCAUCAAAUUCAGACAACAAACAAGCACAAGGAACAACAGAAAAUCAACCACCAUCACGAAAACUACAAAAUUGGUUCCCAUUCGCAUGGUUAACUGUCGUUUGGGAUUCUCAAGGAAAAACUUGCACUCCAGAAGUCGAACUUUCAGAGUUCAUCGGCACUCUUGGUGGCCUUGUCAAAUUCUUCAAUCCUGUCAACUAUUUACUCCUUGAAUCUUUCGCAUCGACUCCAAUUCAUCCAAAAAUUUUCUCUGCCGCAUAUAUCUUCGAGGAUUCAAAGAAUUACUUCCUGUCUAACUGCGAGCACAACUACAUUGGUUUCAAGAUGAGAUUACCUUGUUUUAAAUUGUCAUCAAUAAUUGUAACUUUUGACAAUAGAGAACGAGGAAAACCAAUGACAUCAAAUACUAAACUGAUGUAUAACAGCUUAGGAAAAAUGAAAUUAUUAAUUUCAGAUUCAAAUAAUAAGACUAAGUUCCCUAACCCAGUCUUGCCAGGUGUUCCUUUCGAGUGCAAACAGAUUCCUGUACUGUUCAUUUGCGUAAUACCAGAUACAGCUGGCGAUGGGAACAUUAAAUGUCUCCGCGUAAGCAGAUUGAAGUCGUAUGGUACAUUUGAUGUUGAUUAA
This is a messenger RNA of Trichomonas vaginalis G3, 1503 nucleotides long. RefSeq names its product protein ubiquitination. The transcript has a single exon. Lineage: Eukaryota; Parabasalia; Trichomonadida; Trichomonadidae. Gene Ontology annotation, molecular function: protein binding. The coding region runs from base 1 to 1503 and encodes 500 amino acids. The record is from RefSeq and is a predicted model, not a curated record.